Messenger RNA from Melampsora larici-populina 98AG31, 504 nucleotides. RefSeq lists its product as uncharacterized. NCBI's taxonomy places the organism in Eukaryota, Fungi, Basidiomycota, Pucciniomycetes, Pucciniales, Melampsoraceae. The transcript is spliced from 2 exons. Bases 1 to 504 code for a protein of 167 amino acids. The record is from RefSeq and is a predicted model, not a curated record.
AUGUUGUCCACUAUCUCUCAAGUACCAAUCGCACUCGUCUUCAUUGGUCUCGUUCUUCAAACAUCAUCUAUAAAAGUCAGCGCACUUCCAAUGGUGAAAUCGAAUUCAGAUGUCGAGCGGAGUGUGAUGUUUCACAAGCGCACGGGAAUGGACGAAAAACCAGCAGCGAUAGAGAUGUAUGAUGACCGAAGGAUGAUGCCAAUGGUAGAUGAGAAAUUAAACACAGAGCCUACAGGAAAUUCGCCAUUAUCGACAAUGAAGAUGGAAGUUGUUAAAAAUGGAACUGGACCGAUUGAACCCUUGAGCAACAUCACUAACUCGGAGAAUGCUAUAUCUCAGGAAAAGGCUUAUCGUAGUCAAAUUGCGACUCUUGAUGGAAGCUCAAGUUUGCCUUCUAAUCAAUCCAUCCCAUCUUCUGAUGGAAACCAUCGACUGGUCAAGAGAAGACGACAUGGUCUAUGUAUCGGAAGAGCAUGUGGUUUGAAGAAAGUAACAUUUCAUUAA